This is a messenger RNA of Lindgomyces ingoldianus, 1435 nucleotides long. RefSeq lists its product as uncharacterized. NCBI's taxonomy places the organism in Eukaryota, Fungi, Ascomycota, Dothideomycetes, Pleosporales, Lindgomycetaceae. The coding region runs from base 219 to 1127 and encodes 302 amino acids. The record is from RefSeq and is a predicted model, not a curated record. The transcript has 3 exons.
AUUGGAACACUGGGUAUUGGGGCGUAUUCUAGCAGCACUCAUUUGCUCGGGUGUGUGAUAAAGAUGCAGAUUGACUCGUUCACCGGUGAGGGGUCAUAUUAACCUUGCGACAAGGCUGAAAGAUAUCCGAUGACUGGUACCCCCCGCUUGCCGUCAACACGCUUUUGCCUUGCAUACUCUACUAGUAGCUCCUCAUCACUACUGAAAGACUUCGAUUCAUGGAGACUCUGGCCCAAAUAUACCAUACCGACCACUUCGCAAUGGAAUAUAAUGAAGAGAAGUUCCUUAGAGUCGAUGUAGGCUACGAUGUCCAAAUGGCCCAGUGCUUCUCUUUCACACCAUCCAUGUUCUCGUGCUUCUCUGAGAUGCCAUCCAUGGACUGCUCCUAUUACCCACCACUCGUGGCCCUCUUCUCCUCUCCCCUACCAACCCGAGAAUGCGGUGACUCCUGGAAUCACGAUGGACAAAAACAGUACAUCAAGACUUACGAGGGUAGAGAGAGGCUUGAUCCUCGCUACCAAGCGGUCUCCAAGCAUGACUUCUUCAGAGUUGGAAGGGUGUUCAAAGUACUCUUCCUAGAGUCUGCUGGACGGCCCCGAAAUCAUAGGACAGUCUUGGUUGCUUGGACACCAAAUAACAUUUAUUUCGAGAAUAUCAGGCGCUUCGUCAUCCGAAAAAACAAUAGAAACCACUGCAUCCUAUAUUUCGCGUACUCUACUGUUGCAGCCAUUUCAGCCCUCGGGAUAAACCGAUACAACAACCCUUCUAGUUCGAUCAGCGAGUGGUUGAGAGCUUUCACGAGUCCACUCUGGGAACCAGAUCUGGGCCAAUACAAACAUACCGUGGAAGGGGUGUUUUCGGUUGCAGGUUUCGUCACAUCAUCGGCGUGCCUCUACCAUUGGAACAAAGAUGAUGGAAAUCAAGACUACUUUGUGCUCGGGGGUAUCUCAAGUGGGAUAGCAAUCGGCCUCGGUACAGGCUUGGAGCUACAGGAUAUACUACUCGUUAUACUGCCUUGGACAAUACUGGCGUCGAUGAUGCUGAGCAGAAUCGUUCAUUGGGCCUAUAAAAGCCAUGCGGAAGUCGAUGAUGAAAAAUGGUAUCGCGGCGUUCGUUCGUGGCGAUGAUCCGGCUUAACAUCUGGAUGAGGUCGGUGCUCAUCCUUCGUAGGCAGCUUUAUCGGGUUCCGGCCUUACAUUUUCAGUCCGUCAAGCAUGACUUCCAGCACAGGCCGAAUAUACAACGCCUGGGAAGUUAGCAGAAGCGAGUUAUUGUUGGACUUUUCUUAUCUGCGCACAAUACCUAGCUCCUUCUGCGAGCUCUCCGAGCUACGUGGAAGAGGGGUUUACGACAUAUCUCUAUCUCAUAUUCCCUUUGCUGAACUUUCAUUACCUAUUGCUGCCCACGCAAUCAAAGAAUAAAUUGACGCUUUUAG